Amoebophrya sp. A25 is the source of this 757-nucleotide messenger RNA. Lineage: Eukaryota; Dinophyceae; Syndiniales; Amoebophryaceae. The record is from the annotation of a GenBank genome assembly.
GUCGAUGAAGGUCAAGCAUUGACGUGUAAGCUGAAUGCGGACUGAGUGAAUCUCCACGGUUUCCUUGCUAGAUCUUUGCUUUUCUUCGUUUCUUGCUGUAUCAUCUGUCUCUCUCGUCUCGUCUCGUCGGCGGACUCGCUUUCAAUUUUGACUGAUCUCUCUCGCUCUUUUAUCUUGCCCGAGCACUUUUUACUGGCCUAGCGUCUUAUUUUAUGAUUGACUUCGGGUCUAUGUACUAUUAACUGACUUCGCGUCUUCCCCCCUAUUUUCGACUUCGCGUCUCCUAUUCCCUUCGCCUGUUAUUUGUGAUUUCGUAGAAAUCUAGAGAUCCUCAUCUUGCACUAGAGCACUGGCGCCGUCUCGGGUAUAUGCCGGACCGGCGCGUCGUCCGUGAAAUGUAAGACUUCUCUGCGCCCACCCCAGCUGGUGCGCUGGCCCUCUGGCCGAAGACUUUGAAAUUGAAAAAAUAAUAUGUGUUGUUGAAAUUAUAGAAAGUAUCUAGUACAGGAGAAGCGCUACUGUUUAUGUUUUGUUGGGAAGGAAAAAAUUGCAAGGUUCAUCUUAUCCAAUGGAACAAAGUCGAGUCCGCGAUGCCCAGCACUUUGCUGGAGUCGGUCGAGGCCCCUGCAGGAACGACAAUCUCAAUGUCGGCGUCGGGUCUUUUUUGGGUAUUGAAAAUUUGAUUUUAACUUUUUGGUAUGCGUAUGGAUUUAAGAGGGAGGUACUAUGUCGUCUUCUUAUAAGCGGAUGCAUGUGA